UCCUGAGAAGAAGGGAAUGAGCCAAAAAAGCAAGUGCGAGGAAGCUGUCAAGACAGCUAUAGAAGUUGGCUUCCGUCACAUUGAUGGCGCAUACAUAUAUGACAAUGAAGAUCAGGUUGGACGUGCUGUUCGACAGAAGAUUGCUGAUGGGACAAUAAAAAGGGAAGACAUUUUUUACACAGGAAAGCUUUGGAGUACCUUCCACCGGCCUGAGUUAGUUCGGAAGUGCUUAGAAGAAUCUCUGAAGAAGCUCCAGUUUGACUACAUGGAUCUGUUCAUAAUUCACAGUCCUUAUUCUAUGAAGCCUGGCCCAGAAUUAAUACCCAGGGGAGAAAAUGGAAAAUACAUUCCUGAUGUGGUAGAUCUUCGUAAAACAUGGGAGGUAGGUGACAGCCCUUACAAAAUCAGGACUCUUAGUAUUAAUAUUGUUAGUAUUUGUUUCUGCAAGACAGAAAAUGAUUCAUAG
Messenger RNA from Pogona vitticeps (central bearded dragon), 466 nucleotides. Lineage: Eukaryota; Metazoa; Chordata; Lepidosauria; Squamata; Agamidae. The record is from RefSeq and is a predicted model, not a curated record.